AUGAUGUUUAUAAUGUUUAUAUUCUUAUUGUUCUAGGCCUGAAGUGGUCCAAGCUAGAGUAUGAAUCAAACUUCAGACUUCCUCUGGCAUACUGCACUUAAGGGAGAGGUUAUUCUAAGUAGUUAUCUGUGACUUGGUGUUAUUUUAGAAGUUGUAUCUUUGGCCUCUUCAAAUGUGGGACUGCCAGUGCUGCAUCCUGCCCUCUCCCUUGUUGCCUAAUUUGUACACGGGCCUCUGUCCCAGCUCUCUGAUCUGACCCCCCUUUUCAAUAUAUUCUGGGCCUUGUACUCUGUUAAUUUAAAGGCAGAGUCAACUAUAUGACGUGGAUGCACAAAGUAAACAGCAUAGUGGGUCAAUUUCCGCAACAACGAAGAGCAUUGGAGCACAAUGCUAAACUUCACUGUUUUGGUCCCGUGGCUUCCACGUUGUAAGCGUGUGAUGCGAACCUUUGCGCAAGCGCAGUUACUGUUUUUAUUUAACUAGGUAAGUCAGUGAAGAACACAUUCUUAUUUUCAAUGACGGGCCUGUUCAGGGGCAGAACGACAGAUGUGUGUACCUUGUCAGCUCGGGGAUUUGCAACCUUUCGGUUACUCGUCCAACGCUCUAACCACUAGGCUACCCUGCCGCCCUAGUUAGACUGUUUGAGAGCGAAGUCUUGCAUCUCACUCAUUGCAAUAUUUUCGUUACUGCUUGUGCAACAUUUCGCUACCUUUAAGUGAAAUGGCAAAGUGCCUGUUUGGGCACUGGAGUCAGUAUUUUAUACUGAGAGGUGGUAGGGUACUUCUCAAAUGAGUUUGCCUUACAGUAUUUUCUGUUAUCUUUCAAACGGGUCAUUUUUGGAUGUCAAGUUAUCUUUAUUCAAGCGUAUCUUGAUCCAUGAAAUGGCCAGACUUGACAUUGUAGAUGUAGCCUAUGCUGUUGCAAAGAAAAUGAACACAUCCAAUCAUAGCUUAAACGAUAGAGAAGACCAUGCUCUAAUGACAGUUUGCUGACAUUGUACUGGUUCUGUCAGUUGCUGUCUAUAGCUCUCCCAGCCUUGUCCCCUGCAUGUGGCAGCGCCCGGGCAAGGGGAGGGGGUUAUAUUUUUAACCGGGACAGUCUGCGCUCGCCGUAAAUGGGCUUUCACGCUCUGUUGCUGCGGCGCACAAAUGCCCAGUCCCUGCUGUUGUUAGUGGCCAUAGCCGGUCCCCUACGAUUCGAGUACAUCAGUGCGAUGAGCUCAAAGGAAGGAUUCAUCUGUCUGACAGCCUGCUGACUGGAAGAAGACGUUCCCAAUGCCAACGACGGAGGUGCUGAUUGGUUCCACAUGCCAACUUUGGACUUUUUGAUUGGUGAAGCACAUUAGGAUAUCUGACUGGUGCCUGCUGUUGUUUGGAGCACACACUAACUUACUGGAGGAGGAAUUGAUUUUUGAACAUCCAUUUAUCCUUUGGUGUCUGAUAGCUGAGAAGUGACGUAGGGAGGGAGUCUCUUGAGGUUUGAGUCAUCAAUGCUCAGGCCAUUGUUAAAGGAGACCUACUGAGACCUUCUGACUAACGGACAGACAGGGAGUGAAAUAGGCAGCAUGGACACUAUCGAGAACCCCGACUUGGAGCCCAGAUCGGAGCGGAUCGCCCGCUACAAGGCCGAGAGGAGGCGGGAGCUGCAAGAACGCUAUGGCAACAUGGAGGAGCUCCCAUCCAAGUGGGUGAGGAGGGAUGGGGCUCUCAUGAACUCAGACAGUGCACCUCCCUCCACAGACAGGACCCUCUCUGGGGGGUUGAAUGGCAGAGCGGGGGGGCCGGACGGUGGCUGGAGGGGCCUCCACUUGGAGAGCAACACCCCUCUGGAGUCAGAACCUCUGAGAUUCUCCAACGGCUUUGAGGCAGACACCGCUGCAGACCCAACAUACCUCCAAAGGAAGUGUUCUUCUGACUCUGCCGGCGUGUUGAGUGGGGUGGAGCCCCUAGCUCCCCCAGGCACCCCUGGACCCGACGCGGCCCAGCUGCAAACGCGGGUGUCGGUGGGCCAGUUGAGGUGUGCCCUGCUGCAGCAGACUGGGACUGGAACACAGCCUGAGAAAGUUCCUGACAGUGGCCGUGCGGCCUCUUCCCUUGACCUGGCUGCAAAGCCGGGCUCGGAGGGGGGACGGCGGCGCACCCGUCGCUAUGUCCCUGGGUUGUCAGGCGGGGGCAGCAAAACCAACGAGCGCUUCAGGACACAGCCGAUCACAGCCUGUGAGGUGCAGGAGAGCGGCGGGCUGCUGGAAGCAGAGGAAGAGGAGAACGCUAAAGCUGAUGUGAAGACAGACGACAGAGCCAAGAUGAGUGUGGCGGCCAAGAUGUCUCUGUUUAAAGAGCUAGAGAAGUCAGCAGCCCCUGAGGCCUCCUCCUUUCUGAAGCCUCGCUCUGGCAGCGUCGCGUAUGAACGCAGAGUACGCCGUGGCAACGAGCACCGCUCACUCACUCAGCCAAUCACCUGUGAGGAGAUGGUUGUGGCCACCAGCACCCCCCAGCCAGGAGAGUCAGGCGAGGCCCAGGCUGUGCAGGCCGAGGCGGAGGCAGUGGAGGACGAUGAGAACAAUAAGCUGACUAUGAGCGAGAAGCUGGCUCUGUUCAACAAGCUGUCCCUGCCAGGGAACCUGGGGGAUGCCGCUCCCCAUGCCCCCACAGAGAGACGCAGGCAGAAGGGGGCGCGCUACCGCACACAGCCCAUCACCGUGGACGAGGUCAGCCUGCUCCAGAAAGGCCCCAUCCGACUGCCCCCGCUGCGCCUGUCCCCCACCCUGUCCGACAGGCAGCAGGAGCGGUCCAUCAAUCUGAGGCCCAGUGAGGUGCGUCAGGCCCAGCCUCAACCCGAUGUGGAGCCUGCCACAGGACCUGACCUGUCCCAGCAGGGCCAGCAGCAGCGCAGGGACUCUGAGCCAGGAGAGAUCAGAGGCAUCCUGAGGAACAGCGCCUCUGGAGCACCAGUAUGGGACCGAGACAGAGACACUAUGUGGGAGGACAGACAGCAGGACCAGGAUGGAGGAGGGGAGGGGGGGAACGAGGUGGAGGAGAGGAGGGCAGAAAGACAUGACAAUGUACCAGUGCCUUGUAGAGAGAGACCAGCCUCCUCGGCCCCCUGGAGGCAGAGGAACAGGAACAGGAGGGAGACGGUGGCCGUGUGUAGCCCAGCCAGGUCCUCCUCAGAGCAGGGUCACCCCCAGGAGGAGAGGCCUUCCCUGGCUGAACAGAGAAAGCAGAUGGACCCCCCUGGGAACACCUCUGGGAGAGACAGGCUGUCAGAUGCUUCCAGGGAGGAGGGAGAGGAGGAGAAGUGGGGCAGGGUGAGAAGAGACACUCCUCCCAGACAACACGUCCAGGUGACCUUGGCGGACCAGAGGAAGGAAGACAAUGAGAUAUCCCAUGAUGCACCAGUCGUCAACCCUCAGUGCUGGGUUCCUGUCUUUUCCUCUGUCUAUUCUAACAGUACACCUCAAUAUGUCAUGUGCUACAAUCAGACCAGCUCUUCCUACGAGGCCCAGGAGGUCUCCUCUCCUACCCAGGUCUGCUCUCAGCCCCAAUGGAGACAGAAGCAGACUAGACCAGUAGAAGCGGAGGAGCUGCCACAGGCGUCGGUGGCUGAGCGCAUGAGAACCCUACAGGACAGCGAGGAGCAGUGGAAGACCAGAGGGAGAGGAGCCGCCAACGACUCAGCCCAGUACACUGUGGCCGGACGCAUGGCGAAAAGAGGUUUGGUGACCCCUGUAUCAGACAUAGACGAGACCCCUCCAUCUCACACUAAGAGACCCUCCACAGGAGCCACAGCAACAGCAUGCCCAUAUGAAGAGGUCUCCAGUCACCCUGGGAUGGAGGUGGAAGAGGACACAAAGCUGGACAAACUGGAUUCCAUUGUGGACAGGUUGAAUACCGCUCCCCAGGACACGCCCCUGGAGGUGACCUCAGUGGGGGAGAAGGAGGUCAUGACCCCUGAUGACCAGGAGACAUGUGGUGGUUUCUGCAGGGAGGUGUCUCCCCACUCACCCUCUGCCCUCCCUGCUGGGGCUGGAGCUGCCACUGGAACUGACCCAGAACAGGACCUGAGUGCCCUCUGCCAGACCAACACACCCAUGCUGACAUCAGAAGUAGCGCAGCACAGGCGGUCGGUGCGUCCUUCCCGUAGGACCCAGGGCUCCCGGAACCCUCUGCGUGCUCUGGCGGCCCGCGAUGACAUCAGACAGGACGUCAUGGGAGAGAGAAUCACCAUGGCUACCGUGAACACUAACAGGACACAAGUGGAGAAGUCAGGUCUGGCCAGUACAGAGGACUUCAGUAACGUCCACCUGCGUGAUGUCACUUCCACAGAAUCAGUGAGGAACAGCAACAACCUGCCCAUCAGCAACCUCAUGCUCAUUCACAUCAAAGGUUGGCAUCAUGUGCAAGUGCGUCUGGUGGAGCCCACAGCCAGGUCUCUGAACAGUGGAGACUGCUUCCUGCUGGUCACACCCACUCACUGCAUCCUCUGGAGCGGAGAGUUCGCCAACGCCACAGAGAAAGCCAAGGCGUCAGAGCUGGCCUCGUUGAUCCAGACACAGGGGGACCUGGGCUGCCUGGCCUGUGAGAUCAUCCACCUAGAGGAGGGGGUCAAUACUGACAACAGCCUGGCCUCUGACUUCUGGAACCUUCUGGGAGGAAAGACACAAUACAGAGGAGCGGGAGCCCCAGAAGAGGAUGAGCUGUAUGAGAGUGGGGUGGUGGAGUCUAACUGUUUGUACAGGCUGGUGGAGAACAGACUAGUACCCCAUGAGCAGGCCUGGGCAGCCAUCCCUACUGUCUCCCUACUGGGAUCCACUGAGGCCCUGGUGUUUGACUUUGGCAGCGAGGUGUACCUGUGGCAUGGGAAGGAUGUUGCCCCUGGUGACAGGAAUGUGGCUGAACAGCUGGCCCAGCAGGUGUGGGGUGGUCCCUACGACUAUAGCAACUGUAGGGUCAACCCACUGGACCCCACACACUGCAACCCCAGCAUACAGCCGCAAGGUGAAAGACGGCCCAACUGGGCCCUGUUUGGCUGUGUCUCUGAGCACAAGGAGACAGCCCUCUUCAGGGAGAAGUUUCUGGACUGGGCUGCAGAUAAGGAGGAGACGGCUGCAAUGGUGGUAGAGGAGGCACAGACUGCCAUGCCAGUGUGGCCCCAGCAGCAGAUAGAGGGUGUGUCUCUGUGUGCGUGCGAUGCCAAGGCGUUGGUGGCAGGGCAGGGGGUGGCGCUGCCAGGGGACGGGGUGGUCUCUACAGUCCUGGAGGGGGUGGACGUUCGGAGGGGGCAUGGGGUCGUACCCCUGGAGGACGGGCGGCAGGUGGAGCUGAGCACUGUUGCCGUGGAUACCUGGCACAUUCAGGAGUUUGAGGACAGCGAGGCCCAGCUGGAGAGCCCAGGGCAGCUACAUGAAGGAGACACAUACCUGGUCCGCUGGACCUAUACUCUCAGCCCAGCGGAUGAAAGCGGGCAGCCUGGGAGGGAGUGCUCUGCUGUCUUCAUCUGGCAGGGCCGGCACUCCAGUAUCAAUGGGCGAGGCGCGUCUGCACUCAGGAGUCAUGAGGGAACACAGGUGAUGGUGCCUCAGGGGCAGGAGCCUCCGUGUUUCCUUCAGCUCUUCCAGGGAGGUCUGGUCAUCCACAAAGGCUGCCGAGCAGACACCACCAACAACACAGGGGUCUGGCGUCUGUUCUGUGUGCGUGGGGAGCUGCCUGAGGAGGCCAGUCUGUUGGAGGUGGACUGUAGCUGUGGCGGCCUGCGCUCCCGAGGUUCUCUCAUACUGCUCAACAGUCAACAGGGGGCGCUCUACCUGUGGUACGGCUGUAAGGUCCACGCCAGCUCCCGGGAGGCGGGUAAGAGGGCUGUGGAGCGACUCACUCAGAUGUGCCCUCCUGAACUGGGCCUCAGCAGUGAUAGCCUUUCGAGGGUGCAGGAAGUGGAGGAAGGGGCGGAGCCUGUGGAGUUCUGGAACGCUAUUGGGCAGCAGGACAGGAAGACCUAUGACUGCAUGCUGCAAGAUCCAGGGAAGUAUAACUUCACGCCACGCCUCUUCCAUCUGAGUGGCCGUUCCGGAACCUUCCAGGGGGAGGAGCUGCAGAACCCUGCACGGUUGCCAGGGGUUGUCAUGGCGAUGCCCUUUGUCCAGGAGAGCCUGUACUUUGUGCCACAGCCAGCCCUGUUCCUGCUGGAUAACUGUAUGGAGCUGUAUCUGUGGCAGGCAGGUGAGCCUGAGGACAGCCAGACCACUGGCUCAGUCUGUAUCCGCUGGGCGAAUGAGAGGAGGUGUGCUAUGCAGACAGUGCUCCAGUACUGCAAAGAGAGGAACCCGAGGCGCCCCCUUCAGGCCUACCUCAUCCAGGACGGAGUAGAACCCCUCACCUUCACCAACGUUUUCCCUCGCUGGGAGAAGAGACCCACACCCACCACACAGGGGGAGGCCGGGCGGGUCAAGCUGACCUUGGUGCAGGACGCCCUGGCCCAGCUCAGUAAGACCCAGUACCCCCUAGAGGAGCUGCUGCAGACCCCUCUGCCCGAGGGAGUGGACCCCCAGCGCCUGGAGAUAUACCUCUCCGACCACGACUUCCAGACUAUUUUGAAGAUGAAGAGAGAUGAAUAUGACUCCCUCCCAAACUGGAAACAAGUCAGCCUGAAAAAAAGCAAAGGACUCUAUUGAAAACCUAAACAAACACAAAAAGAUCCCAUUUUAUUUAUGUCAACAUAUCCCGAGGAGAAAAUGUUUUUGUAUUUUCUAUUUUUAAGAGAAUGAUAUUUCCCGGUCAGGUGAUGACAAAUCGUGUACAGUGUUUUCUUAGUAGCUGUAUUAAAGUUGUGUCUGUGUGUCUUCUUUAAGUAUGGUGCUUUAGGGCCUUAUUCGUUCUCAGCCAAUCGCUCUCGCUUGCAGAGAGACAAGACUGCCUAUACCGUCAAACAGCAGGACAACCAUCCUUAUCCCCAAUCAAUCAACUGGAUCCAUUGUCUUAUUCCUAGAGUUUACAUGAGUGUGUGGUUUUCUUACGGACUGUGGAUUCCCUCAGAAAUGUUGACUAGAAAGAAGAAGAAACAGCAUUACACAUUUUCCUAUGAAACUUUAAUUUACCUGUACAAAUCAAUGGAAGGGGAAAAAAAGAGAAAGGUGAAAAAGGCAGGAGAUAAGGAAACAUCACUAAUGAACGGUGGGCGGGGAGGAGAAAACACAGGAGAGCUUACAUACAAAAGCAAUCAAUUGUAAUAAAACGACGGAAACCAGGAAAAUAAAGGAGUGGCCACUU
Molecule: messenger RNA, 7262 nt
Organism: Oncorhynchus keta (chum salmon)
Lineage: Eukaryota; Metazoa; Chordata; Actinopteri; Salmoniformes; Salmonidae
Product: supervillin-like
Exons: 33
Coding region: 1565-6667 (1700 amino acids)
Biological process (GO): actin polymerization or depolymerization; cytoskeleton organization; barbed-end actin filament capping
Cellular component (GO): actin cytoskeleton; cytoplasm
Molecular function (GO): phosphatidylinositol-4,5-bisphosphate binding; actin filament binding
Source: RefSeq, a predicted model, not a curated record